AUGCUCGCCACACGAGUCGUCACGCGCACCGCCGCGCCCCUCCGCAGCCUGCCCGCCGUCCAAUGCCUCCGCGCCCAGUCAACAUGGUCGGGAGUGCCACAAGGACCUCCUGAUGCCAUCCUCGGUAUUACAGAAGCAUUCAAGAAAGAUCCGAGCGGCGAGAAGAUCAACCUCGGUGUCGGCGCCUACCGCGAUGACAAGGGCAAGCCGACGGCAGAACAGCAGGUGGUGCAGCAGAACAUGGACAAGGAGUACGCAGGCAUCACUGGCGUGCCAGACUUCGGCAGCGCUGCAGCGCUGCUCGCCUACGGGCCCGACUCUGCGCCGCUGAAGGAAGGCCGCAUCGCUAUGACACAGUCCAUCUCCGGUACCGGUGCGCUGCGGAUAGGAGGAGCCUUCCUGCACCGCUUCUUCCCAGGCGCCAAAGCCAUCUACAUCCCAACGCCUUCGUGGGCCAACCACAAGGCUGUCUUCUCUGACAGUGGGCUCGAGGUGAAGCAGUACAGGUACUACAACAAGGACACCAUCGGCCUCGACUUCGACGGCAUGGUUGAGGACAUCAAGAAGAUGCCCAAGGGCAGCAUGAUCCUCCUCCAUGCCUGCGCGCACAACCCAACUGGUGUCGACCCCACCGAGCAGCAAUGGCGCUCUAUCAGCGACGCCGUCAAGGAGGGCGGUCACUAUCCCUUCUUUGACAUGGCAUACCAAGGCUUCGCAUCCGGCGACACUGACAAGGAUGCCUUCGCCCUCCGCCACUUCAUCAAGGAAGGCCACCAGCCCUGCCUCGCCCAAUCCUUCGCAAAGAACAUGGGCCUCUAUGGCGAGCGCGUCGGCGCCUUCUCCGUCGUCACCGCGUCCCCCGAAGAGAAAGCCCGCGUGGACUCGCAAGUCAAGAUCCUCGUCCGCCCGCUCUACUCCAACCCGCCCGUCCACGGCGCCCGCAUCGCCAGCACCAUCCUCAAAGACCCGGCCCUCAACAAGCAAUGGCUCGGCGAGGUGAAGGGCAUGGCGGACCGGAUCAUCGAGAUGCGCGCGCUGCUCAAGGAGAACCUCGAGAAGCUGGGCAGCAAGCACAGCUGGAACCAUAUCACGGACCAGAUCGGCAUGUUCGCGUACACGGGGCUGAACGCGGAGCAGAUGACGAAGCUGGCGGAGGAGCACUCGGUGUAUGCGACCAAGGAUGGACGGAUCAGUGUUGCGGGCAUUACGUCGCAGAACGUGGGGAGGUUGGCGGAGGCCAUCUACAAGGUCAAGGGCUAA
Messenger RNA from Saxophila tyrrhenica, 1260 nucleotides. RefSeq names its product aspartate transaminase aat1 (gene AAT1). Gene Ontology annotation, biological process: biosynthetic process; L-aspartate catabolic process. NCBI's taxonomy places the organism in Eukaryota, Fungi, Ascomycota, Dothideomycetes, Mycosphaerellales, Extremaceae. The transcript is spliced from 2 exons. The record is from RefSeq and is a predicted model, not a curated record. Bases 1 to 1260 code for a protein of 419 amino acids. Gene Ontology annotation, molecular function: pyridoxal phosphate binding; L-aspartate:2-oxoglutarate transaminase activity. Gene Ontology annotation, cellular component: mitochondrion.